AUGGCUAACGAGUUAAAGGACGAGUCAUCGGCGGCGGCGCCGCCGCCACCGCCACAGCCGUCGGAGUUGAUUCACGCGGCGGCCAACGGUCUGACCGAACGGGCAAAAGAGUUGAUCGCUUCGGGAGCUGAUGUCAACGGUGUAGAUGAGCACCAUAACAGUGCCCUACACGAGGCCGCCUGGAAUGGCUACAGUCUGACCAUUGAAUUGUUGUGCAAACAUAAAGCAAAUUUCUAUAAUAAAAAUAAGCAAGGUCAUAGUGCACUGCACCUGGCCUGUCAACAGGGACACAACCAAAGUUGUCGGAUACUUUUACUCAAUGGCUGUAAGCCGGACAUCAAAAAUAAUUUUGGUGACACACCUCUGCACAGUGCUGCCCGUUAUGGACACGCAGGUGUUGUCAGGAUAUUAUUGAGCGCCUUCUGCAAUGUCAAUGAAGUCAAUAAGAAUGGUGAUACAGCAUUACAUAUAUCGGCUGCUAUGGGUCGCAAAAAGUUGACCAGGAUACUAUUGGAAACCGGAUCCAAUCCGACCAUUCAAAAUAAGCAAGGAGAGACACCGAUGAGCAUAUGUAUCCGAAAAAGCUAUACCGAUGUCCAGGAGAUUAUCGCUAAUCCUCCGCCCGUGAAGUUGCCGACGACACCGAACGGGUCGAAAAGCGGAUCGAAAAAAGAGUUGCCGACAAAAAGUGCGGCCAAACGGGAAAAAGAGAGCUCUCAGGGCAGCAAAGACAGCGGCGAACUGAGACGACAGGAAAGGUUUAAGAAGACCCGAUCGGGAUCGAGCCGUUCGGUUCACUUUACCACCGAUGGCGUGAAGACAACGCCAACGACGGCGACAACAAAUGCCAAAAAUAAGGACAAGAAAACGACAUCGGCCACAAAACUGGUCGGUCAGUCGUGCGAAUGGAGUCCAUACGGCUGUCAUAUGCAUCCGGAUGUCAAUGAUUUUCCGAAACCCAAAUUGAAUACACUGCCAGCUGAUCCGUUAUCCAAAGGUGAACAAUAUUUUUUGGAUUUAGCCGGCAAUAUACGUAAAGGACCGGUAGCCAAAUCAAACAAAUGCUAUUGUCGGCCAUUGAUCAGCGAUAUGGAGAAGCGUAUGGAAAAAGACAAACAAGAGCUGAUCCAACACAUUGACUACGCGCACGAAGAUCUAACUGAAAAGAUUUGUUCGCUCGAGAAGAAAACAGAGACACAGUUGGUGUCGCUGAACGAAGCCGUCCAUCAGAAGCUGUCCAACGAAAAACAUGAAUGUACUGAACGACUGCAUCGGACGGCGCUCAGGGAACGAAUAGAUAGUCAACGAUUCCAGAGACUGCAGAUGGAACAGCUUAAGGGUGAAGUAAAAACAUGGUUGGCCUCGAAACUGGAUCACCAUCGGCGCAGUUUUAGUGAACACUUGGAUAGGUAUCGUGAAGUAGAGAACAGUCAGAAUAGGCAUCCCAUGAACAGUGGUGGUGGUGGUAGUGGUGGCGGAGUCGGUGGUGUUGGCGGUCAUCAUCUUCAACAGCAAAUGUAUUGCAGUAAUCAUAAUCUAUCGUCGCGUGCAUACCAUUCCAGUUAUCAUAAGCAUAAUCAUCAUCAGAGUCUACAUCCACAACAUUUGUUAGAGCGCACCGGUAGUCAUGUCAAAGUGCAAGCAGAAGUACAUAAUGUGCAUCAACAAGAUCACCAACAGCAACAACAAUUGCAACAACAACAACAGCACCGACAGUCAGAUUAUCAAAGUUUUAGAGGUUUACAGAAAUCCGGUGACAGUUUAAGCAAUGGUGUGAUUGAUAGUCAACAACAACAACAACAACUAAAGAUAUUGAGAUCUAAAUCUGAUAUGUAUUUAACUGGAAGACCGGCAGACAAUGAAUCAGACAGUGAAGAGGAGGACAGUAAUGCUGAAGAAGAACAAGAAGAAGAAGUUGAAGAUAACGAUGAGAUAAAUGAAUCGACUUCUAGUGUUACUGUCAGAGCUAACAACAAUUAUAACAACAACAACAACAAUGACAAUCAUCAGUGCAGUGAACCGUCACAUCAUGAGAUAACAGUGCCAAACGUAGACAGAGAAACAGUCAAUAGUAAUAAUAAUAAUAAUAAUAGCAGUAGUAGUACUGUUGGAGAUCAUUAUCAUCAUCAGCAGCAACAACGACAACCUGUUUACGGUAUCGACGACAUWGCCAAUAGUGACUGUCCAAUAAUGGACAACAAACCUAAACAACCGUUAACCAUACGGACCAGUACGGACACUAUUAACGACGGCCAUACAAUAUCAGARCUGAACAGCGCUACCAGUUCGCUGGAGAUGACAGCCCAUAAYAGCGGCAAUKGUCAACAAUUGCCAUCAGAUCCGGAAAUGAUCAGUGCCGACAUCAAUCUGUCGGCCGAUCUGAUGAAAGCGUUGCGCUGUAACGGGUCAGUGGCCAACAAUCAUACUGGCGAACACUCGGACUCGCCGUUCAACGAUUCCGGUUAUCGGACAAAGUUUUCGCCGUCGCCACGGGAACAACAGCUACAGCAGCAGACAACAGUGCACGGCUCGCCUAUACAGCAUGUCGUUCCUUAUCAGCACAGGCAUGUCAAUCAACAACAUCCACAUCAGCAGCCAAUGACAUCAUACCAGUCGAUAGCUUAUCAUCAAUCAUCAGUCCAUCAGCAGCAGCAACAACAACAACAACAGUACGGACGCGUUCAAGCUUACGAUCCGCCAAUAGGUCUGCCCACACAACACAUACCAGUGCCGCACGUGAGAAGACUGACAACAACAUCGACAAAUCAAUUAGCUUUUAACAACAACAACAACAGCAACGGAGGCACUGCUAAUGGAUAUAAUCAGCGGUCAUAUAGUGGGCCCAACUCUAGUUUGGUGUGA
Oppia nitens is the source of this 2862-nucleotide messenger RNA. RefSeq names its product probable WRKY transcription factor protein 1 (gene dgo). Gene Ontology annotation, molecular function: protein binding. The record is from RefSeq and is a predicted model, not a curated record. Lineage: Eukaryota; Metazoa; Arthropoda; Arachnida; Sarcoptiformes; Oppiidae. The transcript has 7 exons. Bases 1 to 2862 code for a protein of 953 amino acids.